Molecule: messenger RNA, 273 nt
Organism: Ogataea philodendri
Lineage: Eukaryota; Fungi; Ascomycota; Pichiomycetes; Pichiales; Pichiaceae
Exons: 1
Coding region: 1-273 (90 amino acids)
Source: RefSeq, a predicted model, not a curated record
AUGUUUUGGCGAAAACGAGCACCAACGGACGAUGCCAGCUCUGGAGCUGGUGAAUCUUCUGGAUUGAACAAGGGAACGGUUCAGAACACUUCAGAUGGCUUGUCGGAUCUUCAAAUAGCUCUGGCCGAGGCCUACGACUCGAAAUCGGCCAGUUCAAAGACAGAGGUGCUCGAUCAAAAAACCCUCUCUUUGCGAGAAAAGGCCAGCAAAAGAGCAGAGUCGAUCACGCUUGAUCGGUUCCCAGUAAGUUGGAUCACAAACCAUGGUUACUAA